Messenger RNA from Erpetoichthys calabaricus (reedfish), 1051 nucleotides. RefSeq names its product GINS complex subunit 2 (gene gins2). Gene Ontology annotation, biological process: DNA replication; double-strand break repair via break-induced replication. The coding region runs from base 89 to 649 and encodes 186 amino acids. The record is from RefSeq and is a predicted model, not a curated record. The transcript is spliced from 5 exons. Gene Ontology annotation, cellular component: nucleus; GINS complex. NCBI's taxonomy places the organism in Eukaryota, Metazoa, Chordata, Cladistia, Polypteriformes, Polypteridae.
UUUUCACUACUUCCUUUGUUUAUCGCGGGAAAUACAGUUGCAGGUUCUUUCAGAUGUGCGCUAGGUUAUUUUUUAGACGAAAGGCCUAAUGGACCCUUCGGAGGUGGAAUUCCUAGCUGAGAAAGAGAUGGUGACAAUAAUUCCCAAUUUCAGCCUAGAUAAAGUCUAUCUGAUCGGGGGUGAAUUGGGCCCUUUUAAUCCUGGAUUGCCUGUGGAUGUGCCUCUCUGGCUGGCUAUAAACUUAAAGCAAAGACAGAAAUGUAGAAUUGUUCCUCCUGAAUGGAUGGAUGUAGAAAAACUGGAAGUGAUCAGAGAACAAGAGAGAAAAGAAGACACAUUUACUCCUAUCCCCAGUCCAUAUUAUAUGGAGCUCACAAAGUUGCUGCUCAAUCAUGCUUCUGAUAAUAUUCCAAAAGCUGAUGAAAUCCGAACACUAGUAAAAGACACUUGGGACACUCGUAUCGCAAAACUCCGUCUGUCAGCUGACAGCUUUGUCAGUCAGCAAGAAGUGCAUGCCAAGCUGGACAACCUGACACUGAUGGAGAUUAACACAAUUGGGACUUUCUUUACGGACUCACUGAAUAACUUGUUUAAAAUUCGUGCAAACUUGCAGCCUAGAGGAGAGAGCACCAUGUCCCAAGAAUACUAGACACAUUUCUUCCACAUUGAUUGGCUUGUUGCAUCCCGGACACUUCAGUGCCAAAGAAAAUAAAGUCAUGUUUCUUAUUAACAGGCUAAAAGAGGAACUAGACUUUGCUGGAGAAUUCUGACUUGAUCAGGAUAAGUAAACAAUACUGAUUUGGGUUUGCGUUAACAUAAGAUAACCGCAAAAGUUAAAGUCAAGAAGUUAACCUUUUUAAACUUUUAACCUUUAUUUCAAAACGUGGAAACCAUUUGCAGCUACUGGUUUCGGAGCUGACUGCUUUGAUUUGGUUUCCAGUAGAUAUCUGCCAUUUUAUAUGAAAAAAGGAAACAUACUGAUUUUUUUGUAUUUACCAUACAUCUUUUCUAUACAUAUGCAAAUUAAAAAAUAAUCCUAAUGCUUUCUAAU